Messenger RNA from Castor canadensis (American beaver), 3371 nucleotides. RefSeq names its product KIT ligand (gene Kitlg). The record is from RefSeq and is a predicted model, not a curated record. Gene Ontology annotation, molecular function: cytokine activity; stem cell factor receptor binding. Gene Ontology annotation, biological process: cell adhesion; positive regulation of cell population proliferation. Gene Ontology annotation, cellular component: plasma membrane. NCBI's taxonomy places the organism in Eukaryota, Metazoa, Chordata, Mammalia, Rodentia, Castoridae.
GGGCUUCACUCGCCGCCUCGCGCCGGGACCGGGAGCGCCGCGGGAGGCACGGGCCGUGGGGAGGGCGCUGCGCUCGGGCUACCCAAUGCUUGGACUAUCUGCCGCCGCUGCUCGUGCAAUAUGCUGGAGCUCCAGAACAGCUAAACGGAGUCGCCACACCGCUGCCUGGGCUGGAUCGCAGCGCUGCCUUUCCUUAUGAAGAAGACACAAACUUGGAUUAUCACUUGCAUUCAUCUUCAACUGCUCCUCUUCAAUCCUCUCGUCAAAACUGAAGAGAUCUGCGGGAAUCCCGUGACUGAUAAUGUAAAAGACAUCACAAAAUUGGUGGCAAAUCUUCCAAAAGACUAUAUGAUAACCCUCAACUAUGUCACCGGGAUGGAUGUUUUGCCUAGUCAUUGUUGGUUACAGGAGAUGGUAAAACAAUUGUCAGUCAGCCUGACUAAUCUUCUGGACAAGUUUUCAAAUAUUUCUGAAGGCUUGAGUAAUUAUUCCAUCAUAGACAAACUUGGGAAAAUAGUGGAUGACCUUGUGUAUUGCGUGGAUAACAUCUCACUUAAGAAUGUAAAAGAAUCAUCUAAGAGGCCAGAACCCAGGCUCUUUACUCCAGAAGAAUUCUUUAGAAUUUUUAAUAGAUCCAUUGAUGCCUUUAAGGACUUUAGGGCAUCAUCUGAAACUAGCGAUUGUGUGCUUUCUUCAACAUUAAGUCCUGAGAAAGAUUCCAGAGUCAGUGUCACAAAACCAUUUAUGUUACCCCCUGUUGCAGCCAGCUCCCUUAGGAAUGACAGCAGUAGCAGUAAUAGGAAAGCAGUAAAUUCUACUGGAGACUCUGACCUACAAUGGGCAGCCAUGGCAUUGCCAGCAUUCUUUUCUCUUGCAAUUGGCUUUGCUUUUGGAGCCUUAUACUGGAAGAAGAAACAACCAAAUCUUACAAGGGCAGUUGAAAAUAGACAGAUUAAUGAAGAGGAUAAUGAGAUAAGUAUGUUGCAAGAAAAAGAGAGAGAGUUUCAAGAAGUGUAAUUGUGGCUUGUGUCAACGUUGUUACCUUCAUACAUUGGCUGGUAACAGUUCAUGUUUGCUUCAUAAAUGAAGCAGCUUUAAAACAAAUUCCUAUUCUGUCUGAAAUGACAGACCUAAUCUUUAUCUGUUCUUGCUACCCAUGACUUUAUGUGGAUGAUUCAGAAAUUGGAACAGUGUUUUACUGUGAAACUGGCCAUGAAUUAAUCAUCUUUAAAGAAGAAUUUGCAUGGAACAGGACUCUGUUUGAAGGACCUGGAGUCUUGUGGUCUCAUUCAAACUUGCAAGUGAUGAGGGGAGAGAAAGCACGUGUUCCAGUCCACAUGCACCAUUUGCAUGGCUCCAGAAGUGUCUAAGUGCUGAAGAACACAGCUUUACUCUUCAGUUACAACCUAAAUCUGUAGUUGUCCUGAUCUCUGCAAGUCAAUUUCAAUCUGGAGAGUGGGGGGAAUAAUUUUUUUUUUCAAAGGGAACUAGAAAACAAUUUAAAAAACAAAACUCAGUAACAUCAGCCACUGAAUGGAGUGGAAAGCAGUGAAUGGGAAUGAUGAUUGGAGCAGGCACAUCAGCUCUUAGGUGCUGAUUAACAAAAGGGGUCUGACCUUGAUAUCUUCCUGACAGACCAUGCUCACCCAUAUCCCACUAGAGAGAGGAACAUGGUUGGCUGGUUCUAUCCAUGCAGGGGAGCCAGUGCUGAAUUAGAACUGUGAUGCAUUGAUGUAGGGAAGACUCUCUGAAAGUAGUCAUUGCAGGAAGAAGUUAUGAACACUGACCAGCUGAAGACUGGGCCAAGAAGGACACUUGGCCCCUCUAGUGACGUUGGCCUUUUCCCUUGAUCACUCUAGAGUGUAUAAAUAUAUUAUGACAUGUUUAUCUUCUAGAACUAUUACAAAGGUAUGUAAACGGACUUGGGAGAAAAUGCUGAAUCUAUGAAGUUCCCAUUUUUAGUUUCCAUCAUGGGAGAGAAUAAAAAUUAUGAUUAUUUAGCAUCUAGGAUUAGAAAACCACACCCACAUGCUGAUAUGGGUGUUGAAAACUAGGUUACUUGGAUUUUACAAGACUGCAAAGAAUCAGGAAACUUUAGUUAACUUUAGCAUAAUCACCAUUAUGUGUUUAAAGGAACCAUUUAUUUAAAAAUCAGGCACUCUAUAUUCAUUAAGGUUCAUGAAUUAUAAAUAAAAAGAGAGCUUUAUGUAGUUAUGCAUGUCAGUUUGCUAUUUAAAAUGUGUGACAGCAUUUGUCAUAUUAAGAGUGAAUUUGCCAGGAAUUCCUAAGGUGGACAUUGUGCUUUUAAAUUAAAAUUUGUAAGACACUAUGUAAAUUCCCCCUUACCAUUUUUUAUAGUCAGAAGAACACCUGGCUAAAGUCAAAAAAUGAUUUUUCUUAUGGUUUGAUUUUGGUGAAGAUUUUUUUUAAUGUAUCAUGAGCAAAUACAUAAAGGGAUCCAAAGUUUUUCAUUUUAAUUUAAUCCUUAUGAUAACAUUAUUGCCAUAUACUAUAACUAUAAGAUAACCAUUUUUAAAUGUACUUAUUCAAAAUGGCAUGAAAAACAAACUGCUAGCUUUUCUUUGGUUUUAAAAGCCCAAGAAUUUCUAGUAUGUUUGGAUUUUAGCUUGUAUUCAAAGCGAAUUCAAGUGCAGCUCCAGUGUGUGGCCUUUGCUCUUUUUUAUACCAAAGAGCUCAAAUAAUUUCCAUGGUCCCUUUCUUCUCUGCAGUGCUGUGGUUCCUCAGGCACUAGUUAUUUUCUCUAAGCCCAACCCAAGUGCAUUGGGGAGCUUCAUUAACUUGUUCAGGCCCUCAAAUAUCCCAUGGUACAAUUGAUUAGCAAUAAAAUUAGAGAUCAGUUUAAUUGCUGAAAGGACCUAUCUCAGUGUGUGGCAUAGAUUGUUUUGGAAACUAGGUAUAGGUUAACUUGAGUUACAUGUGUGGGUGUGUAUAGGUUGAGAAUAUUGAUAUUUCUCAGUCUGAUGCUUUGAUCUAUUUAUCUAGAAGUUUCAAUUUACUUGAGCAUCUGAAAAUGCUAUUUACUGAACUUGAGUGUACAAUAAAUAUGCUUUUGUUCUCAAAGUUAGUUGUUGGGUUUUAACACUCAAGGGCAUGGUCUUAAUCAACAGACCUAAGUAAACAAAUUUAACAGGUUAUAAAAUUUAACAUGGUAGGGAUGGAUAUGUGUCCUGCCUAUUAUAUGUAUUGGUUCAUUGAGAGUUACAUGGAUUGUCAAUUUUUAAAACACUAAGGUUCAAUAAAAUGCAUGAACAAUAGAAAAAUGCUGAAUAUUGCUUCGGAUGCUAGCUGCUUGGAUAUUAACUAUGUCAUAUCUGCUUUCAGAUUAAAAAUAUGUAUCUUUGCUUAUUUUA